UUUGAGCACUACAAAUUCAGACCGAACCCCUCACUUAUCCCUCGUUCAGUUUUCAAUCUUCUUUCGUUCUUACUUGUGCUUCACAAAAGCAAAGAACAACAAAAUUGUACUCCCUAGAAAAAUUCAAAUUCAUAUUCAAGAUUCUUCCUCAUCUAGAAUUAUUUUGACAAUGUCAACCAUAGUGUUUCAAGAUUUGCAGUCAUGUUGUGAGUCCCAUAUCAUUGAAACAACUACCCUUAACCUCAAAGUACCAACCACAACUCCUAUUGUAGAAACCACUCUGCCUCAUCUACAAAGCAAUUUGGAAAAUAUUACUAAUGAAAAAUGCUGGAGUUCCCUUCAAAGUCUCUCCACCAACUCAAAGGAAAAGGAAAACACUUAUGUUCACCCUUUAUCCAAACGACACUCCUCAUCAUCAAGACUUAGCGAAAAAAGUCUUGCAUUAUGUACUGAAAAUUUGGGAAGUGAAACGGGAACUGAUCAAACUAUUGAAAGCAGCAUUUUCUCAUUUUCCUCCCACGAGUCAAAAACAGAGAAAUCGCCAACGUUAAUACCAAAAACAGAUACUCGAGUCGAAUCACCAUCAUCUAAUUAUAAUAAGCAGAUCACUUAUAAUACUGAAAGCUGCCGAAAACUUCCACCUCCCUUGACAACCUUAAGAGGAUCGAAAUCUCUACAUGUUCGGCCACAUAGAGAAGGUGGUAGGUUAGUCAUCGAGGCUGUUGAGGCCCCGAAAAUGCACAUUUAUUUUCAAGCUGAAAGAAGCAAUGGCCGCCUUAGGCUCUGUUUCUUUAAUGAUGGAAGCUCUGCUUCAAAUUUUGGAAUGGAAACGACCGAUGAAGAGAAGGAAGAAUUAAAAGUUGAAAACGACGUGUUUGAAAGUGAAAAUAACGAUGAGGAAGAAGAAGAAGAAGAACGAGAAGAUGAAGAAGAAGAAGAAAAUGGCAUGUACAUGAAACAGGACAUGGAUGGAAAUACUUAUGAUGUUGAGGCCGAAACUGGAAAAGUGAAUUGUCAAAGGGUACGUAGGUGCACGGAAGGCAGGCAAGGCAAUAAGACAUUUUGUGAUUGGAGGAACCCUUUGUGGGUGGCUACUUCCUAAAGUUUUGUCUUUGGAACACUUCAAUUUUCGUUUCAAAAAUUCGAUCUUUUCUUUUGCUUUUAAACCCUUUCUGUCACUCUUUAUAUAUAUAUAUAUAUAUA
This is a messenger RNA of Lycium ferocissimum, 1203 nucleotides long. RefSeq names its product protein FANTASTIC FOUR 3-like. The transcript has a single exon. NCBI's taxonomy places the organism in Eukaryota, Viridiplantae, Streptophyta, Magnoliopsida, Solanales, Solanaceae. The record is from RefSeq and is a predicted model, not a curated record. The coding region runs from base 170 to 1102 and encodes 310 amino acids.